Blepharisma stoltei is the source of this 879-nucleotide messenger RNA. NCBI's taxonomy places the organism in Eukaryota, Ciliophora, Heterotrichea, Heterotrichida, Blepharismidae. The record is from the annotation of a GenBank genome assembly.
AUGAGGCAAACAAAUUCGCUUAAAUUAUUGAAUAACGCUGUUUCUCCAGCUAAAGUUUUGGUUUCACUCACAUCUAGUUCCAUUAGUCAUGUAAUGAGAACUACAAGGGGCAAAGAGAAAUUGCUUGCCUUAAUUCAAUAUUCAUCUGAACUCUUUAAACUCACUAUGAAAGAGUACUUAGAGCACGCAGGGAAACCAGAUAUCCCUACUCAUGUUCGAAAUGCUAUAGAAAUCGAAAAAUCAAUGAGAAAUGGAAGAAAGCUAAUGAGGGUUUUAAUGUUUGUUGACGAAAUCAAUAGUAUCGAGAAAGUUUGACAGUCCAGUGGCAAAUUUGAUUUCUUUAAAAUAGUUCGAAUUCUAAACCACUUUUCCAGUACAAUAUUUUAUUUGCUAGAUAAUUUAGUGUGAUGCUCGGAUAUUGGCAUUAUAAACAAAUACGUCACAAAAGCAACAUUGCAAUGGCGACAAACCAAGGAUAUGGCUUGUCUGGCUAAAUGCAUUUUACAAUCAACCAUCUGCGUGAUGACCGCUUUUAAAGCACGAAAAAAGAUCAUAUCUUCUCAAAAUAUCUUAAAAGAAAACUCAGAUGGAGUCGUAAAGAAUGGAGGAAUAUUCGUUGGCAUCAUUGAAGGAUUAUUGAUGGCGAAGAAAGAAUAUCGACUGAGUUUACUGAGUGUUUUUGUAAGCUUUUUAAGAUAUUUAAUGCUGACAAAAGCAUUGAAUUUGCCAGGAGCAAGCUAUAUGAGUCGGAUUUUCAUUUCCCUUUGCGGAAUAUUUUCAAUGUGUCUCAAUAUCUAUUGCCUGCUUAUUGGAGACUCGAUGAUAAGAACAGAUACACAGCAAAAUAGUCAUCGAUCUAAAUUGAAUGACUUAAACUAA